AAUGUGCUGGUUAUUUGACAGCUAAAAGGCUUUCCAAUAGCAUUGAAGUUCAUUUAUUUUUUAUUCAACCACCCAACUGCAUCUUCUCCUAUAUAAAAGGAGAACCCUAUUGGUUGUUUUAGUAUACUUUUGAGUGUGAGAAAACAGUGAAUAGAAAAAUGAGUAAGUUGUGCAUUUUGGUGGUUUUGGCUCUUGCUGUAGUUGCAACAAGUGCAAGAAAUGUGCCUGAUGGAGAGGGUGGUUUGACGGACGAGAAAACCUUUGGUGGGCUUCCUGGUUUUCCAGGAGUUGGCAACAGUGGCUUUCCUUUCGGAAGUGUAGGCUCUGGCGUUGGUGGUGGUGGCGGACUUGGCGGACUAGGCGGUGGUGGACUCGGAGGUAUUGGAGGUGGUGGUGGUGGCUUAGGCGGAACAGGAGGUGGUGGACUCGGUAAUGCUGGUGGACUCGGUGGAAAUGGAGGUGAUGGACUCGGAGGAUUCAACGGGCUAGGCGGUGGUGGACCGGGCGGACUAGGAGGAUUUGGUGGACCCAGCAGUGGCGGACUUGGAGGUUCUGGUGAUGGUGCCAUUCCUCAUCCAUGAAUGACAAGUUAAUUACUAUAUAUGGAAUAUACCAUAUUUUACUAUUUUUAAGAUAAUAAAAGUUAAUUAUAGUGGGUUUAUUGUUAUCUCACAGUUGUCUAAUUUUAGUGUUUUAUUAGAUUAUAUUUUUCAUCUACAGAAAGAGUGUUAGCCAGUACUAAUUUAUUUUGUUAUGGUGUCUUCUUCCUUCUGAUGUAAUGUAAGGGGUGCAUUUCAUUAUCUAUAAGUGAGUUUGUUAGUUAAA
Messenger RNA from Vicia villosa (hairy vetch), 825 nucleotides. Its product is annotated as glycine-rich protein 5-like. The record is from RefSeq and is a predicted model, not a curated record. The transcript has a single exon. NCBI's taxonomy places the organism in Eukaryota, Viridiplantae, Streptophyta, Magnoliopsida, Fabales, Fabaceae. Bases 159 to 581 code for a protein of 140 amino acids.